Messenger RNA from Penaeus indicus, 522 nucleotides. RefSeq lists its product as uncharacterized. Bases 157 to 522 code for a protein of 121 amino acids. The record is from RefSeq and is a predicted model, not a curated record. NCBI's taxonomy places the organism in Eukaryota, Metazoa, Arthropoda, Malacostraca, Decapoda, Penaeidae. The transcript has 5 exons.
UUCUCGCGCUACACCAGUGAUCGCGGUAACGUUCUGCUGAGCAGUCUCAUCACGCUGAAAGACUGUUUAAGUUCAUUAAUUUGUUACAGAAAGCUUCUAUAGAACUAACUGUUUGAACUAAUUAACAUCUAGAAAUUUAUAUAUACAAUUUCGGCAAUGGAUCCCGACGUGUUGUACAGCCUACGCAGUGGAAAAAUUGGACGCAUUGUGGUUACCAGCCUGUUAGCAGUGGUACUGGUGUACACCCUUGUCCUCAAUGGCCUUGCUGGACCAGGUUUACCACCAUUCACUCAGUCAACUGGAAAUAUUUCGGACUAUCUUUUCACAUGCGUCACUCCAGCUGGUUAUACAUUCAGUAUCUGGGGUGUCAUCUACUUUGGAUUGGUGACCAUUGUUAUUUAUGAUUUCCUAAUGUCACAUGAAAUGGGAUUGCAAGGAUACACUUUCUUAAAAACUAAGUGGAAUGGGCAUGAUGAAUCAUAUUGCUUCCCUUGUAAACACAUUUUAAAGCUUCAUGACUAA